This is a messenger RNA of Strongyloides ratti, 1509 nucleotides long. RefSeq names its product Hexokinase family and Hexokinase, N-terminal domain and Hexokinase, C-terminal domain-containing protein. The record is from RefSeq and is a predicted model, not a curated record. Gene Ontology annotation, biological process: glycolytic process; glucose 6-phosphate metabolic process; intracellular glucose homeostasis. The coding region runs from base 1 to 1509 and encodes 502 amino acids. Gene Ontology annotation, molecular function: ATP binding; fructokinase activity; glucokinase activity. Gene Ontology annotation, cellular component: mitochondrion; cytosol. Lineage: Eukaryota; Metazoa; Nematoda; Chromadorea; Rhabditida; Strongyloididae. The transcript is spliced from 3 exons.
AUGCAUCCAUUAAAACAUUCAGUAGUCAAUAAACAUGGAUCAAUUACAAUUGCCAAGUCAAGUUUUGACUCCUCCAAAAGAAGGGAAAGGUUGAGGCGUAUGAGUUCCAGAAAUUCAAUUGAUUUUUCAAAGUUUGAAGAGAUUCAAGAAGUUUGUAAACCUCUUAUACUAACUCAUGAAGAUAGUAGAGAGUUAAUGAAAAGAAUGGAUGAAAGUUUUGAAGAAGGUCUACGUCCUGAAACAGCUAAAACUGCUGCUGUUAAAAUGCUACCAUCCUAUGUUAGGGCUGUCUCAAAUGGUACCGAAAGGGGUGAAUUUUUGGCUCUCGAUCUUGGUGGAACAAAUUUUAGAGUUCUCCUUAUUACUUUAAAUGGAAGAGAAAAUCCAAUGUCAUCAAAGAUUUUUAGAGUUCCUGAUUCUAUUAUGAAAGGUACUGGUGAGGCAUUAUUUGAUCAUAUUGCUAAAUGUUUGGCUGAUUUUAUGGAUGAACAUGAUUUAAAGGGAAAAGAAAAAUUACCUUUAGGGUUUACAUUUUCAUUUCCAUGUUCUCAGGAAGGUUUAACAUGUGCAAAAUUAUGUAAUUGGACAAAAGGUUUCAAAGCUACGAAUGUUGAAGGUAAUGAUGUUGUUCAACUUCUUAGGGAAGCAUGUAUUAGGAGAGGUGACAUUGAUAUUGAUGUUGUUGCUGUUCUUAAUGAUACAACUGGAACAAUGAUGGCUUGUGCUUUCCAGGAAACUACUUGCAAUAUUGGUAUCAUUUGUGGGACAGGAUCAAAUGCUUGUUAUAUGGAAAAAAUUAAUAGAAUUUAUAAGUUAAAUGGUGAAAUUGAUCCUGAGACUGAUGGUCAACCUGAUGAAAUGUGUAUUAACACAGAAUGGGGAGGUUUUGGUGAUGAUGGUAAGAUGGAUUUUAUUAGAACCAAAUUUGAUGAAAUCGUUGAUAGUGGAACAAUAAAUCGUGGAAAACAGUUAUUUGAAAAAAUGAUCUCUGGAAUGUAUAUGGGCGAAAUUGUCCGUGUAAUCCUUGAAGACCUAGCAAGAGAGGGAAUUAUUUUUGGUGGAGAUUAUUAUGGUAUAUCUCAACCUGGAGUAUUCCCAACAAAGUAUGUUUCUGAAAUUGAGGCUGAUAUAGCAAAUGAUCAAGAUAGAACAUUCCUUAAAACACAAUCUAUUUUAGAAGAUAUUGGUAUUGACUGUCCUACACCAACAGAUUGUUCUAAUGUUGCAUAUGUUUGUUCAAUUGUUUCAACAAGAGCUGCACAUUUAUGUGCUAUAGGUAUUGCUACAUUGAUAAAUAGAAUCAACAAACCAAUGGUUACUGUUGGAAUUGAUGGAUCUGUAUACAGAUUUCAUCCAACAUUUCCCGAAUUGCUAGAUCAAAAAGUAGAAGAAUUAGUUAAUCCAGGUCUGGAUUUCCAAAUCAUGCUUUCGCAUGAUGGCUCUGGUCGUGGAGCUGCUUUAGUAGCUGCAGUAGCAACAAGAAUAAAUAAAGAAGCUGGAGUUAAUUAG